This is a messenger RNA of Bursaphelenchus xylophilus (pine wood nematode), 1053 nucleotides long. Lineage: Eukaryota; Metazoa; Nematoda; Chromadorea; Rhabditida; Aphelenchoididae. The record is from the annotation of a GenBank genome assembly.
AUGGGCCUAUUCGGGAUCUUCGGCAAGAAACAGGUGACUUCUUUGGCGUGAUAUUGUACUUGAUAUAAAUUUUACGAAGAAAUCUAUUUCCUAUAUUAUUCAUGGGUUCUUUGUGUUGUCUGGACGUUGUUUGUGGUUCGAGUGGUGUAUAGAACGUUUAUUAUUAUCGAUUACAUUAGUUUAAUGUUGGUUUCAGGACAAAAUGCCCGCCCGAGUGACAAUUGAUUGUCUUGGCGAGAAACUGGAGGUUUUGAUUCAAAACGAAGAGGUUGAAGCGCAGGAAACGAGUGGCGAGGGUGCUACAGAGAGUGGAGAAGGUGCUGAAGUGCCGUUGAAGACGGUUGGAGAGCUGAGGCAAAGAAUUGCGGACCAUUUUCUGCUUGAACCUAAUCAAAUGAAGAUUAUUCAUAGAGGUAUUUCUUUUGAUUGUCCCUUUUGAAUUUAGGUCAUUUUGGAGCUCAAGCAGGGUUUAUUUUGUCCGUGCAAGAAAUUUCACGACAUUUGGUUUGGGUUAGAUGUCAUUUUUACGUUAAUUACCUUAUUUUAGGUAAGCUGAUCGGAACAAACCCGGACGAGAAGCUAAGUGGCCUAAGGUUCAAGGACAAAGACGUCUGUAAGAUCAUGGGCAAGCCUCCAAAAGUUGAUUCUGGCUGGAGUGCAUUGUGCAGCUUCGAACGGACGUUCCUAGUCAAGCUCAAUCAAACUUUCGAACAAAAUGGAAAGGAUCUCGACUUACUGGAAAAGAAUUUCUUAGAUGGCAAGUGUUUUAUUCUCUUUUUUGUUCAAUUUUUAGGUAAAAACCGGGACGAAAUGAUCUCAAAAACGGAGAAAACCCUCCGGGCUUUCAACCUAACUGCCGAAAAACAUCUGGAAGCCAUCGAUGGGCUUCAGAUUUACAGCGACGGGAUAAGCGAAGACCAGAAGACGCGGAACCGCGAGAAGCGGAAGCAAAUCAUCGAUGGGGUCCUCAAAUUGUUGAACUUGAACGACAAGUACUUGGUUCGAUUGGAGGACUACAAAUUCCGAACUGAACAUCCUGAUGAAGGUCGUUGA